Cicer arietinum (chickpea) is the source of this 1770-nucleotide messenger RNA. RefSeq names its product nuclear transport factor 2. Gene Ontology annotation, cellular component: cytosol; ribonucleoprotein complex. Lineage: Eukaryota; Viridiplantae; Streptophyta; Magnoliopsida; Fabales; Fabaceae. The record is from RefSeq and is a predicted model, not a curated record. Gene Ontology annotation, molecular function: mRNA binding.
UUUAAUAUUUGUUGCCCUUGCACGCAGACAGAUCGCACUCUCUACUUGCUCUAUCAGCCGCACUCAACCCAUUUCUCCUUCUUCUCUUUGAUCUCUCCAUCAAACUAUAGGAGAGAUGGCUGUAUCUGAAGCACCCCAAACCCCAACCCCUCAGAUGGUUGGCAAUGCUUUUGUGGAGCAGUAUUAUUCUAUUCUGCACCAAAACCCCGAUCAGGUUCAUAGGUUUUACCACGAUUCAAGUGUCAUGAGUCGACCUGAGGAAGAUGGUACCAUGAUAACUGUCACUACCACUGCAGAAAUUGAUAAAAAGAUAAAAUCUCAUGAUUACACAAGCUUUAGAGUUGAGGUUUUGAGUGCUGAUGCUCAGCCUUCAUAUAAUAAUGGGGUAAUGGUUGUAGUGACUGGCUGCUUGACUGGAACUGACAAUGUCAAACGCAAGUUUGCUCAGUCAUUUUUCCUAGCCCCACAGGACAAGGGCUUCUAUGUUUUGAAUGAUGUGUUUAGAUAUGUUGAGGAGUAUAAGUCGGUUGAUAUUGAGUCUGUACCAUCUAAUGAUGCUGAUGAAAGUGCUCCAUCGGAAGCUUUUACUCCAGAGCCUGAGCCUAAUCAUGUUCCUGAAGACAUUCCACCCAGACAAUCUGUUGUUGCUGAUACUGACACUAACAUCAGCAAAGAAGUGAGCCUACCGCUGGAGAAUGGAAAAUUAUCAGUUACUGAAAAUGUGAUUCCUGUUAAUCAUGUUAAAGAGACAAUUCAUCAGGAACAACCCUCAAGCACUGAGAAAGUUGCUUCUAAUACACAGGAGGAUACUCCAAAAAAGUCUUUUGCAUCCAUUGUGAAUGCUUUGAAAGAUAACUCUAAACCCUUCCAUUUGAGGACUUCUCCUGCAAAACCUGCUGUGCAACAACCCCGUGUUAUUAGUGCGCCUGCUCCUGAAGCACCAGCCCCUAACACGGACAGUCCAUUAGAAAAGAAUAAUGAGAAUGCAGGUAAGGCUCAUGCAAUUUUUGUUGCAAAUUUGCCUAUGAAUGCAACAGUAGAGCAAUUGGAUCGGGUUUUCAAGAAAUUUGGCCCCAUUAAACCCAAUGGUAUUCAAGUUAGAAGCAACAAGCAACAGGGAUCAUGUUUUGGUUUUGUGGAAUUUGAAUCUGCUGCUUCAAUGCAAAGUGCCCUAGAGGCCUCUCCUCCUGUUAUGUUGGACAACCGUAGACUUUCAAUUGAAGAAAGGCGAGCUAAUAAUGAUAGGGUGCGAUAUUCAUCAGGACGGGGUGGAUUCCGAACUGACAACUUCAGGGGCCGUGGCAACUUUGGUGGCGGCCGCGGUGGUGGCUUUAACGGCAGGAACGAUUUUGAGAAGCGAGGUGAGUUCUCUGGCAGGCCUCGAGGUGGCAAUAACAAUGGCAAUAACAAUGGGCGAAGCAAUGGGGAUGCUGCACCUAGGAGUUAUCAGAAUGGUGGAAAAGUCACUCGUCAACCGGUGAAAGUUCAAUAAAGUGCUUCUUUUUGUUGGUAAUUGAGUGGCAACAGGAGAUUCUUAAUAGAUAGCGGCAUCUAGCGGUUUUUGUUUGCAAUUGGAUUAGAGUCCUUUUUUCUUUGUAGUUUCUGUGAUCUUUUUGAGUCAGAGUUCUUUGGUUAAAAGUGUUUCUUCUUACUUACAUCCUCUUUUUUCUUUAAUCUCUUCCAAUUUUGUUACCUACUGUAUCUAACUUUCUGGUAUGAUUGUUUUGGAAUUGGCCAGUUAUAUACCAUUUUUGUUAAAAUUAUAAUGUU